AUGCCUGCCACCACCGACAAGCGGGAAAAGGCUCGGGAAGUUGUUGAUAUUCUCGAAGAGAUAUCAAUUCUCCUCAAUACACAACUCGAUCGAACACAACUAUCGCUUUGUGUAUCUCUUAUUGAGAAUGGGGUGAACCCCGAGGCCUUAGCCGCCGCGAUCAAAGAAUUGCGACAAGAGACUCAGGAUUUGCGGCCGGGGUCUGGGAUGUCCGAAUGA
This is a messenger RNA of Cladophialophora psammophila CBS 110553, 219 nucleotides long. RefSeq names its product mitotic-spindle organizing protein 1. The record is from RefSeq and is a predicted model, not a curated record. The transcript is spliced from 3 exons. The coding region runs from base 1 to 219 and encodes 72 amino acids. Gene Ontology annotation, cellular component: centrosome; gamma-tubulin ring complex; spindle. Gene Ontology annotation, biological process: gamma-tubulin complex localization; microtubule nucleation by interphase microtubule organizing center; mitotic spindle assembly. NCBI's taxonomy places the organism in Eukaryota, Fungi, Ascomycota, Eurotiomycetes, Chaetothyriales, Herpotrichiellaceae.